UAUGUUUGAUUGGCUAUAUAGCGCACGGCAGCGCCUCCUGGUUAUGACGCUCAAUCAUAGCGGAUAUUUAGUACCGAAAAUUGCGCUCACUGAUUUGCACCACAAUUAUGCGCUACAGCAAACGUUAAGCUCAACAACAGCUACAACAACAACAAUAGCAGAAACAACCGCCACACCACAAUCUAUAAAAGACGCACGCACAGCACAAGCCGAUCCAUUGCAAACGUCAACAGCAGCAGCAACAGCAGCAGCAGUUGCAACAGCAGAGCCAGCAGCAAAAUCGAAUAAUGUUGGCCAAACAACAACUACUACAACUACAACAAGCAAUACAACGGGUUCGACCGCCGUCAUGGCAUCCGCAGCUGCAAUUACAGCUGCUGCAGUGUUGAUGCUGCCAAUGCCGCCGCCUUCCAGCAGCUUCUCUACGCUCGAUGGCGUACCGCGUGGCAAAUGCGUUUACUUUGUGCGUCGAAGCGCGAAUACAACGCUGACCGCAGCUAAUUUUCGUACGCAAAUACUUUGCGGCGAUUUGCCUGUGCACAGCAAAAUAGAAACUUUAUCGCUACUUUUCGAUGAAGUCUUUCAGCCGCUACUCGAAUGUUCACUCAAUCGGAAAUCAUGGCCGAAACCGGUGCAGAAGGAUUUGCAGAUACGCAUUAAGGAGGUGCGCAACACGUUAAUUGAGAUUAAGGGAAAAACGAACAAUCGCACAAUCUUGUCAUUAUUAGUUGCACCAACUGUCAUCGAAGAAGUGGCAUCACAUGUUAAUCAAGGUAACUUGGCUCCGGCCAUUGAACCGAAAUUCCUUGCGGCGCUCGAGGAAAUAUACAUCAAUUGGACAACGCAGAUACAUGAAAUUCUCAGCGAGCGCUCGGAGUUCAGCACCGGCAAUCAAUCAAGAAAUACCAGCCAGCAAACCAAAAGUGUAGUGACGGUAACACUGCCGGCACAUGAGAUCGCCUACUGGUCCAACCGCAAACAAAAUUUGCAAAAUAUUUACGAACAAUUGCGCACAGCAACGCACAGGUCACUCACACACAUUCUCAAGAGUAUCGACUCAGCCUACUAUGAGCCAUUUGUGAAGGUCUUCAAGCGUUUGGUAUGCGCCUGGCACGAGGCCGAGGACAACACGCUCUGGCUGCAGCCACUAUUGCGGCAAACGGCCGCCUUUAACGCUGUCAACUUCCAUGCAGCCGCUGAGCUGGUGAGUCCACUAGUACAUGUGCUGCAUCUCAUUUGGACGCAUGCGCGCUAUUAUCGUAGCACACAACGCAUGACGGUACUGUUGCGUUGCGUUUGUCAGCUGCUGGUGCGGCGCGCAAGUGAAGAUUUGGAAUUUCCAUUGCUAUUUCAGGGUGACGCCGAUGAGGGUCUGAGCAAAAUAACAAAAUCUGUUGAGGUUUUAGAGCUGUUUAAAUACAAACUAUUGGAAUAUAAGGAAAAGUAUACCAGCGGUCAUCAAUUGCUACCUGCUUUGCCGAGCACUUCUCGUGCUGCGGUUGUGGUUGCACCGUCUUCUGAGUCAGUCGAUAAUGGUAGUGUAGCACACGAGCUGUGGCGCUUUUCACCUGAAGAUGUCUUUGAAUGUACAGUUAAUGGAUUUGUGACGCAACUUGGCGAUAUGCGUAAACUUUUUGACGCAGCGGUAUCGUUUCAGAAUCUUGAAAAAAUUGAAUUUGGCGGCUUGCGCGGCAAACAGCUAAAUGAGCGCGUUCGGCAGGUGUACACACAAUUCAAGGAGCUCUUUGAACAAUGGACUUUAACCGAAUUUGAUGCACCCCAGUUGGAUGCCCAGCAGCCAAGCAACAGCAACAGCAACAGCAACAGCAAAUGGUCGCACUUCAAACGACAGUUACGUAACUUUUUCGAGCAAAUACAUGCUUUGGAGCAGAAAUUGGCAACGAUAUUCGUGCAGGCGUACAAAGACUGCCAAAACUGGGAGCAAUUAACAAAGCUAACUGUAAUGCUUGGCAUUGGCAUACUCGAACGUCGCACUAUUCUACCGGAGCUACGUGUCAUUGAUUCGCAUCUACUUCAUAUCUAUAGCGAGGAGCUACACCAGUUGGAAAGUUCGGUACUUGAAACGCUGCUGGAAUUCGAAUAUCGCGGUAUAACUGCAGUACCUAUACAACAGGGACUCCCUCCCACUGCCGGUGCUCUAAUGUGGCUGGAACAGCAUAUGCAACGCAUAGACACGUUGGCAUCUCGUGAAGUGCAUAAGUUCAUGAAGAAAAUGCUCCACACUGCUGACAGCGAUACCGAGGGCAGCGAAGCAAUUAGUAACAACACUAACAGCAACAACAUCCCCAUUAACACAGAAUACAACGCUGGUUAUUGGAGUCGAGGUGUGGCCGCCGAGGAGACCGCUAACAUAGUGGACGCCUACGGACGACUAAACACACGACGCGAUAUUUUAACAACAAAGCUGAGCAAUUUGCAGUUGAAAAUCUGGCACAAUUGGCAGCAGACAAUAGGCAAAAGGAUUGCCAAAGGACUUGACGCACGUGUGAUGUCCCUCGACAGCAAUGGCGAGGGCAAUGGCAAUGGCAACGGCAACGGCGGCGGUGCGGGCAGCAGCAGCAAUGAUCAUUUAGGCGGCACAAGAGCAAAUUACACCUUUGGUGCAAAUUUUCGAAGUGCAAUCACCGCAGCGCUGACGCAAUCGCGGAAAGCGAACAACUAUAGUCACGGCAGCAAACAAAGCCACAACAACAAUAACAACAACAACACCAAAGACGAACUAAUGACAAAAAAAGCAAAAGCAAAAUCACUGCAAAUGAAUUUCGCGCCGGAUUUAUUUGGACUUUUACAAGAGGCCAAGUAUUUGCUGGCAAUGCAGCUGGCAGGCAAUGUGCGACGUGGCAGUAACUGCGGCAUCACCGACAUUAAUGUCAACAAUCUAACUGCGAAUAAUGCUGGCGGCGUCAUGCCAACCACGCAGUCCCAACCAGUGUCAGAUAGGCGUUUGGUGGCUGAAGCUGGAGCUGGAGCUGGAGCUGAAGCAGUUGCAGCAGCAGCAGCAGCAGCAGCAGAUGCAUUAGUUGCUCAGCAACAACAAAGGCUAUAUGCUUUGGAUAAUAUUUUACUGGACUUGUAUGCCGAAAGGGAUGCGUUUUGGCAACGCAAAGUGAAACUCAUCAAGAUCGGUGAAUUUUACAAUGGCAUUCGCGGUCUAGCUGCUGAUGAGGACUGUGAAGCUGGUAUCAUUGGCAGCGCUGCAGAAUUGCAACUUAUACGUCAUGAAGUGGAAGCAAUCGACGAACGUGUAGAGACCGCAAGUGCUACACUCACAUGGCGAACAUAUGAUACGGCUUUGAUGAAUGAAAUCUAUGAAUGUUCACGACAACUCUACAAUCGCCUCCAGCAAACGCAACACAACUUGUUGUCAAUUGUGCAGAGCAUACGCCGCUGGAGUCGUGAACCGCUUCACCAACGUAAUGCCUAUGGGCGUAACUUACUCGACAUGCAGCAACAACAGGAACGGUUGCGCCAACGACGCAUGCAAUGUGAUGAAACACGACGCCUACUGAAUCGCCUAUUGAUUAUCAAUUUUUGUUUGUUUUUCGACUAUGACCAGCAGGGGUGUGAAGUGGAAGGGCAUGAUGGACAGUGUAUACAGGAGUUUUUGCGCAAAUUUCCCACAGAUCAACGUCGCAGCUAUAACAAGUAUCUAGCCGAAGUGGAGGCAUUGAUUGAUCGCGAAGUGCGGCUAGCUAUUAAAGUCAGUUUAGUGUAUUUUCACAACCAAAUGGCAAAAGCAAACGAAAUUGAAGCGGCGCUGAUGACAACGACAAUACCAACAACAACCACAGCGACAACAACAGCAGCGACAGACACUUCGUUGAGAAGCACACCUGCGAAUGAUGAUGACACACUUGCGGGGGUACAGGCAAAGCAUUUACCUCAUAAUCAAGCAGGUGCGGCAGCAACCAGCAGACAACAGUUGUUGUUACUACGCCCACAAACAGCGACGACGGUGAAAUCGGCACCUACAAUGGCAGUAACGCCUACAACAACAACAACAACAACAACGCCACACAGAGUAGGAUCUGCAAUGAGCAACAGAACUAAAACACCGCCUCACCACCACCACCACCACCACUUCCACCAACAACACAGCCAUCAACAACAACAACAACAAGUGAACAGACAAACUGUAAUGUCUGCGGCAACCGCAAUGCCGCUUUUUGAGGUGAAAUUAGAGUUGCUGCCAGCCAAUUGGAGGACAACACAGGCGAAGACGGAGGCGGACGCGGAUGCGGACGCGCCAACUGCAACGGAUGCGCCGCCGCAUACAAAUACGGAAAUACGCUUCGUGCCAUCAUUCAACGUGAGCGAAGAAAAUAAUUUUCAACAAAUUGUCGAGCAGCUGCUGGAGGACAUACACCAGACUAGCCACGGCUGCAUGCCACGACGAAUUGUUGACGAUAAGGCGCUGUCUGAUGACAACGAAGAUGAAGACGAAGACGAAGACAACGACUGCGCUGGUGGCGACGGCCACCACGAAGAUGAAAUUCAAAAUAGUGGCAGCUGUGAUGACGACGGUGCGGUAAAUAUAGUAGAAUGCAACAAUAAUAAUCACUACGUGGCGAAAGACAAAAACUUUGGCAGGUGCGAGCUGUUGCAACGCCAACAUGGCAAAGCAGAAGUGCCGGGGCAGCAGACACACACGACAAGGAUGGUUAUGAGUUCGUUGCAUGAAGUGGCAGCGGCUAAACGUCGGCAACUGCAACAGCUAGCGUCUAAAGUGGGUCGAAGUCGAAUUUCACAGCGAGACAAUGAAGAUGCAUUGGCUGCUGGCGCUAUGUUGGCAAGUGACACAGACAUUUCCUCCGACGAAUUAAACCAACUGAAUGCCGAUAUACGGGCAGCACUCGCCACAACAAUCCAGGAUGCACAACAUUUUGCCGCGCAAUUCAACACUUAUGCUUUUCUAUGGCAACAACAACGCCAGCAGGUGCUACACACCACACUACAAAUUGCCUGCGAAAACGAAGCUGUGACUGGAAAGGGUUAUGCCAUUUUAGAGGCAUUUAAAAUGCAGAUUGAUCACUACAAUGAGCACCAUGAGGCCAUCGAGCAACUGGCUGGCCAGCAGCGCAUAAACGGUUGGCUAAGCAUCGACUUGAAUCCGCUGAAAUAUGCAUUAAUAAACCAUAUUUGUAAAUGGACGCACUUGUACAAACGCUGGUUGCUGCACUACGUGGAACGCACGCUAAAUGAGCUGACCAAAUUUAUCAGCCAUGGCUUAGCAAUUCUACAACUGCCGGUUGGUGUGAAGAAUUUUCGUCGUUUGCUUCGUGUUUUAGCUGUUAUGGCACAAAUUCGAAAGCAUGCCACAUAUGCAGAUAAUAUGUUUAAGCCCCUCAAGGAUAUUAUAGCUUUGCUGAAAGCAUAUAAUGUGCAAUUUGAUCAACAACUUUUGCGUAAAAUCGAUCAUUUGCCACUGCAGUGGAAGCAUUUGAAGGAUGUUGCUGCCGUCCGUUCGGAGGCUUUGGAGGACGCUCAACGCUAUCAACGUGAACGUGUUAAUGCGAUGAUUGCCAUAUAUAUGUGUCACUUACAGAAUUAUGCUAAACAAUUUCCACGCUUGCCGUUCUUUUACGUUCCGUGCCACAAUGUGUACAACCAGUGCGAUAGAGUUUGUGCGCGCUUAGAUUACUUUGCUACGCUUCAUCGCCGAUAUCUUCACUAUGCUGCUCUUCUGGGUAUUGACGCUGCAGAUCCAACAGCAUUGCAACUGUGUGCCGCUGAAGUAAAACGCAUCAAGCAACUAUGGGACUACGUUUACGUCAUUGAAUCAUGUAUAGUUGAAUGGCAUACUACAGCGUGGCAUAACAUCGACACUGAUGAAUUGGAAACAGAAUGCAAAAAAUUUACGCGCGAUCUACGCACGCUGGAUAAAUGCAUACGCGAUUGGGCGCCCUACGUUUACAUAGUCGAUAUCCUCAAGGAGUUGAUGGCAUCAUUGCGCGCCAUCACCGAGCUACAAAAUCCAGCUAUAAGCGAACGCCAUUGGCUUGAGUUGAUGCAGGCGACCAAGCUCUCCUUCAAAUGUGACACUAGAACCUCGCUCGAGCAACUACUACAACUUAAACUCCACUUGCACGAAGAGGAAAUCAAAAAUACCGUCGAUCGCGCAGUCAAAGAAAUGACAGUCACCAAAGUGCUAGAUGAAAUUAAUAAUACUUGGACACGUAUGCAUUUCGACACGGAACAACACCCGCGGCGCGCAGAAGUUCAAUUACUUAAAGUUUCAGAGGAGCUAAUGGAGACACUUGACGAUAAUCAAAUGCAGCUGCAAAAUAUCGCCUCUUCCAAGAAUAUUGAAUACCUCCUCAAUAAGCUGACCUACUGGCAACGUAUACUCAGCGAUAUCGAUACACUGAUCGGCAGUUGGUUUGAGGUGCAACGCAAAUGGGUCUACUUGGAGGCGAUUUUCAUUGGUACCGCCGACAUUCGCGCUCAACUGCCAUCAGACGCCGCAAACUUCGAGAUCAUCGACAGUGAGUUCACACAUCUGUUGGCCGAAGUGAAACGCUUAGGCAUCGCCAUGCAAAUCGUUUUGCAGUGUGAGCACAUUUUUGAAACGCUUACCUUGCUGCAACAGCGCUUAGCGGUGUGUGAGAAGGCUUUGAAUGACUACCUAGAGACCAAACGUAUGGUUUUCCCACGUUUCUACUUCAUCUCUGCAGUAGAUCUACUCGAUAUACUCUCGAAUGGUAACUGCCCGCGCAUUAUUGAUCGGCAUCUCAUUAAACUUUUCGACUCCAUACUACGCCUUGAAUAUAAUACGUGCGCUGACAGUGGCCCAUACUGCGCAAUCGGUAUGCACUCAAAGGAGAACGACGAGUACGUGCGUUUUGCGGCGGCCAAUGUGGCCGCACCCAAUGUGCAGUGUGCAGAACGUGUGGAAUUAUGGUUGAAUGGCGUAAUCUUGCAAAUGCGUACCACUUUGCAUGAACUCUUUAGGCGCGCGCUUGCCGCACACAUGGACAAGUCACGCGAAUUGUGGCUACACGAAUGGCCAGCGCAAGUCGCUUUAUGUUGCAGUCAAAUCGCUUGGGCAGCAGAUGUAAAUCGCGCAUUUGCAUGGAUGGAUGAGGGUUACGAAACGGCCAUGAAGGAUCUGCAUAAGCGCCAGAUGACGCAAUUGAAUUCACUCAUCAACUUGCUGUUGGGCGAACUCACACCCGGCGAUCGUCAAAAGGUAAUGACCGUGUGCACAAUCGAUGUGCACUCGCGUGACGUGGUCGGCAAAAUCAUACAGGCCAAGGUCGAUAGUGCGCUGGCAUUUCAGUGGCAAAGUCAGCUGCGACAUCGCUGGGAUGAUGCUAUGCUCGAGACAGAGCGCCGGCCAGCAGCAACUGACGAGGACUGUUUUGCGAACAUCUGCGAUGCGGAAUUCCGCUAUGCCUAUGAAUAUCUUGGAAAUACGUCAAGACUUGUUAUAACACCGCUCACAGAUAGAUGUUACAUUACUCUGACGCAGUCGCUGCAUCUUGUAAUGGGCGGCGCACCCGCUGGCCCGGCAGGCACCGGCAAAACCGAAACCACAAAAGAUCUAGGGCGAGCACUUGGCAUGAUGGUUUACGUUUUUAACUGCUCGGAGCAAAUGGACUACAAGUCUUGUGGCAACAUCUAUAAAGGACUAGCACAAACUGGUGCUUGGGGUUGUUUUGAUGAAUUCAAUCGCAUUGCAGUGGAGGUGCUGUCGGUUGUAGCCGUGCAGGUGAAGACUAUACAAGACGCAAUUAAGAUGCAUCGUGAGCGUUUUACAUUUAUGGGCGAGUCCAUUGCCUUGGUGCCAACGGUGGGUAUAUUCAUCACACUUAAUCCCGGCUACGCGGGACGUACUGAAUUGCCUGAAAAUUUGAAGACGCUCUUUCGCCCUUGCGCCAUGGUCGUACCAGAUUUUGCACUCAUUUGCGAAAUCAUGCUAAUGGCUGAGGGCUUUCAAGAUGCGCGCAUACUUGCACGCAAAUUUAUAACGCUUUACACACUGUGCCGAGAACUGUUGUCCAAGCAGGAUCAUUACGAUUGGGGACUGCGCGCUAUCAAGUCUGUGUUGGUGGUGGCGGGCACAUUGAAGCGCGACGAUCACAGUCGACCGGAAGAUCAGGUGCUCAUGCGUGCUUUGCGCGAUUUCAACAUACCGAAAAUUGUUACCGAGGAUGUGGCCAUAUUCAUGGGCCUUAUUGGCGAUCUCUUUCCCACAUUGGAUGUGCCGCGCAAGCGCAUUUUUGAGUUUGAAAAAACUAUAAGGCGUGCAGUUAAUGAGAACAAGCUGCAACCUGAGGAGGGCUUUCUAAUGAAAGUUGUGCAACUGCAAGAUCUUUUAGAUGUUCGACAUUCAGUUUUCAUUGUCGGCAACACUGGCACAGGAAAAACUAAAAUUUGGCAAACACUUCUUGAAACCUAUCGCAUACAGAAAUUGAAACCCGUCUGUAGUGUAAUCAAUCCAAAAGCCUUAUCGAAUGAUGAACUAUUCGGGGUUGUCAACCCGACAACGCGCGAAUGGAAGGAUGGUCUCUUCUCAUCGAUAAUGCGCGAACAGACAAAUUUACCAGCGAGCAACCCCAAGUGGAUUGUGCUUGAUGGUGAUAUUGACCCCAUGUGGAUCGAGAGUUUGAAUACACUGAUGGAUGACAAUAAAAUAUUAACGCUCGCAAGCAACGAACGUAUCACUUUGAAGCGAGAAAUGCGAUUGCUCUUUGAGGUGGGUCACCUCAAGGCGGCCACACCAGCCACGGUUUCCAGGGCUGGUAUUUUGUAUAUUAACCCACAAGACAUGGGCUGGGCUCCUUAUGUGCUGUCGUGGAUAGAAACGCGUAACGAUCCCAUUGAAAGAGGCACACUCACCGCCCUGUUUGAGAAAUAUUUCCCCAACCUUAUGACGAGACAGCGUGCAUUUCGACGUACGACGCCUAUCAGCGAAAUGGCUAUGAUACAAAUGACUUGCCAUCUGCUCGAGAGUUUGCUGCACGCGCUCAAACGGGUGAAUAGAAUCGAAGAAAACGCCAUUGAUACCCACAGCCUUGUGAACCCCAGUGAAACUGCAAAAGAUACCCUGAACUUAUCAAUCGAAUUGGUAUUCAUCUAUGCAACAAUGUGGGGGUUCGGUUCAGCGCUGCAUCAAGAUCACAUUAUUGACUGGCGACGUGAAUUUCACAAAUGGUGGACAAGCGAAUUCAAGGACGUCAAGCUGCCUGCCCAAGAUUCUAUUUUUGAUUACCAACUGGAUUUGCGCACAAAUAAAUUUCAACGUUGGUCGGAGUUGGCGUUGGCGCAAAAAAUUGAGCCGAUAGACACUGAAGUACCAAUACAGACCAUCCUGGUGCCCACAGCAGAAACAGUACGUCUCGCAUACUUUCUGAAAUUACUUAUCGGACGUAGGUACGCCUGCAUGCUGGUCGGAACUUCGGGUUGCGGUAAAAGCGCAAUUUUUCGCGAGCUUUUCGCCACAUACGAGAGCGAACAAGAUACUGCGACCGAGCCAGAAGCUAUUACGCAACAAAGAAAGUUAUCAGAUUCAAAACGCAGUAAGCUAUUAACAUCGCCGGCCAGGUCACGAAGCAUUGCAGUACAGACGACGCAUUUCAACUACUACACCACGUCUGAGAUCUUUCAGAAGAUACUCGAGCGGCCACUGGAAAAGAAAUCGGGACGGUGCUAUGCACCUAGUGGCGCCAAUAGACAUCUAGUUUACUUCGUAAAUGAUCUCAAUAUGCCGGAAGUGGAUGUGUAUGGCACCGUACAGCCCCAUACGAUUAUACGUCAAUUCAUGGACUAUCGACAAUGGUACGAUCGGCAACGCUUACAGUUAAAGGACAUACGUCACUGCCAAUUUGUGGCCUGCAUGAAUCCCACGGCUGGUUCGUUUACCAUCGACCCAAGACUGCAGCGCCACUUUUGUGUUUUUUCAGUGGCAACACCCACCGAGCAGACACUGCAAUGCAUCUUUGGCACUAUUUUGCACAGUCACUUAGACAAUCCCUAUAACUCAUUCGGCAAGGAAAUCAAGUGCAUCGCUGAGCUGCUGGUACAAGUCGGCAUCGCCUUGCAUCGGCGCGUGGAAUACGCAUUUCUGCCGACUGCAUUGAAAUUCCAUUACACUUUCAAUUUGCGUGACCUGACCAACAUCUAUCAGGGGCUGAUGUUUAGCUGUGGUACGCCGACGAGUCAAAGCGGCAACAGCGCUGUCAGCAGUGCGAUGUUGGCGAGCAACGGCACUAUCUGCAAUAAGCCGGCCGACUUGAUACGUCUGUACGUGCAUGAGGCGUAUCGCGUCUACCACGAUCGACUGGUGGAUCAGUAUGACAUUAAAUCCUUCAAGGCAACAAUACGCGAUAUCUUCAAGAAAGAUUUUGAAGAUUUCGAUGAGGAUUACGUGUUUGCUGAGCCACUAAUAUAUAGUCACUUUGCGCAGUCGCUCGUAGAUCAGAAAUAUAUGCCGCUGCGCAGCUGGGACAUGCUACACCAAUUGCUAAUGGAGGCCCAAGCCAACUACAAUGAGGUGGUGGGUUACAUGAAUUUGGUGCUGUUUGAGGAUGCGAUGAUACAUGUUUGUCGCAUCAAUCGCAUACUCGAAAGUCCGCGUGGCAAUGCACUACUGAUCGGCGUUGGCGGUUCGGGCAAACAGACACUCGCACGUCUCGCCUCGUUCAUCUCGUCACUAAGUGUAUUUCAAGUACAAUUAAAACGCGGUUUUGGCUUACAAAACCUCAAAGAGGAAUUUGCCGCUUUGUACAUGAAAGUAGGACUAAAGAAUGUCGCUUCGGUUUUCCUCAUGUCGGACGCGCAAAUACCCGACGAGCCACUGUUAAUGCUCAUCAAUGAUCUCUUAGCAUCGGGCGAUAUACCGGAACUCUUCAAUGAAGAUCAGCUGGAGACCAUUUUCAACGGCAUACGUAACGAGGUGAAACAAAGUGGCACUCUCGACACCAAAGAGAACUGCUGGCGUUUUUUCAUUGACAAAAUAAGGCGACUCCUAAAGGUGGUUCUCUGCUUUUCGCCUGUCGGACAGACUUUACGCGUGCGUGCGCGCAAAUUCCCCGCCAUACUUAGCCGCACCAGCAUCGAUUGGUUCCACGAAUGGCCCAAAAUAGCACUCGAGUCUGUAUCGCAAAAAUUUCUUAGUGAAAUUGAUGUGCGUAUUUUGCCUCGUAACAUGAUUUCGCCAAUCGGUUGCUUUAUGGCCUACGUUCACCACACAGUCAAUCAGAUUUCGAAAAUUUAUUUGCAAAACGAAAAACGCUACAACUACACGACACCAAAAACCUUUCUCGAAUACAUUUUCCUCUAUCGCAAAUUGCUGGUGGAAAAGAAUGGCGAACAUACCGGACGCAUUCAACGCUUGCAGAGCGGCAUGGCUAAAUUGGCGGAGUGUGCUUGUCAAGUGGACGCGCUGAAGAACCAAUUGGCCAUCCAAGAAGUUCAAUUGGCAGCAAAAAAUGCAGCCGCCGAUAAGCUGAUCAUCAUUGUGAGUGCUGAGAGUGAGAAGGUCAAACGCGAAAAGUCGACCGCAUCUGAGGAGGAGAAGCGCGUGCGCAUCAUUGAAGAGGAUGUCUGCAUGAAAACAAAGUUAUGCGAAGAAGAUUUACGCAAAGCGGAACCAGCACUUGUUGCUGCACAAGCGGCGCUUAAUACUUUAAACAAAAAUAAUCUCACCGAAUUGAAGUCGUUUGGCUCACCACCCAAGGCUGUGGUAAAUGUAUGCGCAGCUGUUAUGGUUUUACUAGCGAAAAAUGGCAAAAUACCACGCGAUCGCAGCUGGAAGGCAGCCAAGCUAACAAUGGUGCGCGUCGAUCAAUUUCUCUACGAUCUAGUUAAUUACAAUAAAGACAAUAUACAUCCAAAUAUCAUCGAAGUAUUACAGGGAUAUUUGAAGGAUCCCGAGUUCAGUCCCGAAAAGGUCGUACAAAAGUCAGUGGCUGCGGCUGGCCUUUGUGCUUGGGUUAUCAAUUUGCAUCGUUAUCAUCAGGUAUUUCUCAUUGUCGGACCCAAGCAACAGGCUUUGCACGAUUCGCAGAGAGAAUUGCAGGAGGCACGUGAGCGUCUGCAAUAUCUAAAGAUUAAAAUCAAUGAAUUCGAAAUGAAACUGGCAGAGAUACAGGCGGAGUUCGAGGAAGCUAUAGCUGCAAAGCAAAUGUGUCAACGGGAUGCGGAUAAAACUGCAUUUACAAUAGACUUAGCGCACCGGCUGAUUAAUGGGCUGGCGAAUGAGAAUAUACGCUGGAAGGAGUCAGUGCAGAGCUUACAAGCAAAAAUUGGUACUCUACCUGGAGAUAUCUUGAUAAUUUCCUCUUUCUUGUCAUAUGUUGGCUGUUUUACGCGGCGCUAUCGAGAGGAGUUGCAGCAAAAGAUGUGGAUGACGAGCUUUGCAAAAAUCGAGCCACUUGUACCGUACACAAUUGGCGUUGAUCCGCUAACCCUGCUCACGGACGAUGCACAAGUUGCGACUUGGAAUAAUGAAGGAUUACCGGUGGAUCGUAUGUCAACGGAAAAUGCAACAAUUUUAACUCACUCGACCCGCUGGCCAUUGAUGAUUGACCCUCAGCUUCAGGGCAUUAAGUGGAUAAAAAACAGAUACGGAGAUACACUCGUUAUUAUACGUCUUAAUCAAAAGGGCUUCCUAGAUGUGCUGGAAAAGUCUAUGGCUAAUGGCGAGACUGUGCUUAUUGAGCAAAUCGGUGAAACUAUAGACACUGUGCUGGAGCCACUGCUAAGUCGCGCUUUAGUCAAGAAGGGGCGUUACAUACGCAUAUGUGGCAAGGAAAUGGACUUUAAUAACAACUUUCGUCUUUUGUUGCAUACAAAAUUACCAAAUCCACAUUACAAACCUGAAAUCCAAGCGCAAACAACGCUCAUCAACUUUACAGUCACACCGGAUGGCCUUGAAGAGCAACUGCUUGCCGAGGUAGUGAAAAUCGAACGACCCGAUUUGGAACAAAUGAAAAUCGACGUAACAGUACAGCAAAAUAAAUUCAAAAUUUCACUUAAAGCCUUGGAGGACGAACUGCUUGUGCGUUUGGCCUCAUCCAGCACGAAUGUAUUGGAUGAUCAUGCGCUUGUCAUCAAUUUGGAGGCGACGAAGCACACAGUUGAUGAGAUUGAGCUGAAAGUGCGAGAGGCGCUCAUAACUAGCGCGCAAAUUGACGAAGCGCGAAAUAGAUAUCGUGCAGCGGCCAAGCGCGCCUCUAUACUUUAUUUUGUUCUCACCGAUCUCAGUCGUAUAAAUCCCAUCUAUAAGUUUUCGCUGAAAUCGUUUAUGAACGUUUUCAAGAAGGCAAUUGCCACUGCACCGAAAAGCAAAAAUCAUGAGCGCCGUGUACAGCAUCUGGUGGCGUCGAUCACGCUGCAGACAUUCAUUUACACGAUGCGUGGCCUCUUCGAAGUCGACAAAUUGACGUUCACUUCACACAUGAUCUUGCGUAUUCAGAGCGCAGCCGGACAGAUUUCCAAAGAUGAGUUUGAUUUCUUGUUGCGCUUUCCACACGAUCCAAACUCACUGUCUCCACUGGACUUUGUAAGCCGAAAAGCUUGGGGCGGCAUUAAAUCCCUAGGCGGUAUCGAGCAUUUUUAUGGCAUCGAUAAGGACAUGGAAAGCUAUCCGAAAAGAUGGAGUAAAUUCCUUGCCAGUGCAGCGCCAGAAAGAGAGCAAUUCCCGGGCGAAUGGAAGUAUCGUUCGCCGCUGCAAAAGCUUUGUAUUAUACGAGCUGUACGUCCAGAUCGGAUGCUGUAUGCGAUGAGAUUAUUUGUAGAACUGACAAUGGGCAAGGAGUACACGCGGACACAGACAUCAGCUUUUUCGGAAAUCUUCAAAGAAAUCAAUGCCAGCACACCAGUUUUAUUUAUACUUUCACCAGGCAUUAAUCCCGUGCGUGAUGUUGAGCUACUUGGCCAGCAGUUGGGCUUUCGGGCCGACAACGACACGCUUAUUAAUAUAUCACUAGGACAAGGUCAAGAGCAAUUAGCCGAAGACGCUAUCAUCAAUGCAUUGACCAAUAAACACCAGUGGGUUGUCCUGCAAAAUAUCCAUUUAGUUGUGAACUGGCUUCCUUCAUUAGAGAAACUAAUCGAACGCAUAGUUGCCGAGACCGAGCUGAAUGAUGACAACACCAAUUCAAAUUUCCGUUUAUUUAUCAGCGCCGAACCCGCGCCAGAUCCAGAAUAUCACGCCAUACCGCAGGGCAUACUGGAGUCUUCGCUGAAAAUAGUCAAUGAACCACCGUCAGGCAUGGCCGCUAAUCUACACAAGGCUUGGGACAACUUUUCACAGGACUCCUUAGAAACCUGCACACAAGAGGCCGAGUUCAAAUCAAUACUCUUUGCGCUUUGCUACUUUCACGCUGUAUCGGGUGAGCGCUGCAAGUUUGGACCGCAGGGCUGGAAUAAGGCGUAUCCCUUCAAUGUCAGUGACCUCAUCAUUUCAGCUAAUGUGCUGCACAACUACUUGGAAGGCAGCAGUCGCAUACCAUGGGAGGACUUACGUUACCUAUUCGGGGAAAUCAUGUACGGCGGUCACAUUACGGACGACUGGGAUCGUCGCCUCUGUCGCACAUACCUCGAAGAGUUACUGCAGCAAGAGCUCAUCGAUGGUGAUUUGGAGUUGUGUCCGGGUUUUGCUGCGCCUCCCAAUCUUGACUAUCAAGGCUAUCAUAACUACAUUGAUGAAAUGUUGCCGCCUGAAUCGCCCGUACUUUACGGACUGCAUGCAAAUGCCGAGAUUGGCUUCCUAACCAGCGCAUCGGAGCAACUACUUAAAACCAUAUUCGAGCUACAGCCACGCGAAUCAGAGCUUAGCACAAAUUGUGGUGCCCCACGAGAGGAGCUUGUGAAAAUUAUGAGUGAGGACUUUUUGGAUAAAAUGCAGGAUGAGUUCAAUUUGCAGGCCUUACUUAAUCGGGUGGAGCGUAAAACGCCGUUUGUGGUGGUGGCGUUGCAGGAGUGCGAACGCAUGAAUGCAUUGAUAUGUGAAAUCAAGAGAUCUUUGCGCGAGCUAUUGUUAGGCUUGAAAGGUGAACUCACUAUAACUCCCGACAUGGAACGCCUAGAUCAUGCCAUUUUCUAUGAUAGCGUGCCAACAACUUGGGCCCUAUUGGCUUAUCCCAGCAUGUUGGGCCUGCAAAGUUGGUAUGCAGAUCUUUUGCAUCGUAUUAAGGAAUUGUCCAGUUGGCUCAACGAUUUUAAGCUGCCUUGUACUAUUUGGCUUGGGGGGUUGUUCAAUCCACAGAGCUUUCUUACAGCCAUAAUGCAAGAGAGCGCACGAAAACAUGAUUUGCCCUUGGAUCGAAUGUGUCUUAGCUGCGAGGUGACGAAAAAGGAGAAGGAUGACAUUACUUUACCACCCAUUGAAGGUGCACUCGUGCAUGCUCUAUACUUGGAUGGAGCCAGUUGGGAUUGUCAACUUAAUUCCAUUGUACCAUUGCCGCCAAAGGAGCUGCUCUGCGCCAUGCCAGUCAUUUAUAUAAAAUCUAUUGUACAGGAGAAACAGGAGACGCAGCGUUGCUAUGAGUGUCCGUUGUACAAGACAAGAUUGCGCGGCGCCACUUACGUUUGGACCUUUAAUUUAAAGACCCGUGAACGACCAGCCAAAUGGAUCCUUGGCGGGGUCGCGUUAUUGCUUCAGCCAUAAAUAAUAAAAUAAUCUACGGUGUCAUAAUUUUACAUUUAAACAUCAGAGUGUUACUGCGGCCUUAACCCUCGAAGUAUCCGCGGAGAAUUGUAAAAUGUAUCCACACAAAAAAAUCAUCUAAAUAUAUUAUCAUAUGUUACUAAU
Messenger RNA from Rhagoletis pomonella (apple maggot), 15781 nucleotides. Its product is annotated as dynein beta chain, ciliary. Gene Ontology annotation, molecular function: minus-end-directed microtubule motor activity; dynein intermediate chain binding; dynein light intermediate chain binding. The record is from RefSeq and is a predicted model, not a curated record. The coding region runs from base 2 to 15637 and encodes 5211 amino acids. NCBI's taxonomy places the organism in Eukaryota, Metazoa, Arthropoda, Insecta, Diptera, Tephritidae. The transcript has 33 exons. Gene Ontology annotation, biological process: microtubule-based movement. Gene Ontology annotation, cellular component: dynein complex.